CACCAGCACCCCGCCAACCCACCCGACCGCAGACACAAUGGCCUUCCCUCCCACCGCAUCCUCCAACGCUUUGCUAAGCGAACACUUUGGCUACACGCCGCUCACGCUUGUCGACGAUGUCAUCAACAGUGUCAACGAGCUCGUCUUCGGCGCGGUGAUGUCCGUCGAAAACGCCCUGUUCAAGAUGAAGCCUGAAAGUCUGGGCUUCAAGACGGCCCCGGGAAUGAUCCGUGAUGUGGACGAUAACGGGAAGCUCAUGCUUACGGAAGAGGAGAUGGGGGAACUCCAAAAUGGACUGCAUCAGCUAGAGACCCUGUGGACGGAUGCUGUGGAUAAAGCGUUCGAUAAGUGGGAGAUCUACGCUAUGAGGAACAUCAUGGUCGUGGAUCCGGAUCUGGUUCCGUGGGUGCAAUUGGCGCAUCACAAGGGAAUCGACUUCACCGUGCAACCUUCACCCGAGAACGCCGAAGACAAAGACAAAGCCAAGGUUCCUGAACCCACCGCAAUGGACAUUGACACGGACACGGACGUCCCCUCCGCAACCGACGCCCACCCAGUUCCGCGCGAGCGCCUCCAACUCCGUCAACUCCGACAGAGCAACCUGGCCUCGUACGCUUUCAACCUCAAGCUGCACGCCGAAAAAGCUGAGAACGAGCGGCUUAUCGCGCAGUUGCGCACUCUCGUCGCAUCUACGAACCCCUCGUACACCGGCGAGCCAACGCCAUUCUCCCUAAUCGCCGGUGCACAGGGGACGAAAGAUGCGGCGACGUUUGUGGCGUCGCAGUUCAGCGGGAUUAAGAGUCUUGUUGCGGAUGUGACUCCGAAGUGGGAUGAGAUGCAGCGGGGGUUGCAGAAGGAGCCAGACGUGGCUCUGGGUCCUGAGGCUGAGAGGAGGAAGUAUAUCGAGGUUAUGACUAGGAAACAUUUGGAGGUUAUCCCCGGGUUGAGGUUGAAUGCGCAGGGUGAGGUCGUCGGCGGGGAUUAUAAUUACAACGAUAGGAAGGAUUCCGAGGAGGUACAGAGACUCGAGGAGAUUGCGGGGAAAGUCACGAAAGGCGGGCGGUGAUUGCAGGAAUUUGCUUUCGUUUGGGCGGCGUCUUUGGCGUUUUUUACUCGAUUGGUUAUAUAUCAUAAUGCCACAAUUGUUAUUCUAC
Tricharina praecox is the source of this 1154-nucleotide messenger RNA. RefSeq names its product Mis12 domain-containing protein. The transcript has 2 exons. The coding region runs from base 38 to 1066 and encodes 342 amino acids. Gene Ontology annotation, cellular component: nucleus; chromosome, centromeric region. Gene Ontology annotation, biological process: protein localization to kinetochore; mitotic cell cycle; kinetochore assembly. The record is from RefSeq and is a predicted model, not a curated record. NCBI's taxonomy places the organism in Eukaryota, Fungi, Ascomycota, Pezizomycetes, Pezizales, Pyronemataceae.